AUGCUAAAGACCACAUAUAUUUUACUUUUUGCUUUUAUUGUUUACUUCACCUCAACGGAAUGCCGUGAAGUUUCGCCACAGGAUCAGUGCUAUCCUUUGGUGACUUAGCCGUUGCUGGAUCUUAUGGCUGCGAGUCAGGGCCGGGAUUCUGGUGAAUCGGUUAAGAAAACCGUCCCGCAGAACUUCCAAAAGAUUGGAUCCCGGUACUUCUACUUCGAGGAAAUCCAUAAGAAGAAUUGGUAUGCUGCUGGAAAUUCUUGCCGGCGGAUGGGCGGCACUCUGGCCAGUAUCCAGAGUGAGGAGGAGUUUACCGCCAUCAAACAACAUCCUAAACGCAUCUCCAACGAGCACUACUGGCUAGACAUUAACAACCUGGGCGACGAGGGUCAUUAUAUGUCUUCCACAACCGGUCAGAUUGCUCCGUUCUUGAAGUGGGCUUGGACAGAGCCAAAUAAUCUAUACGGAGUAGAGCACUGCAUUGAUCUCUAUGUGGAGCACAUGUACGAUAACAACUGCGCCAAAAAUUAUUAUUUUAUUUGUCAAGCAAAUAAUUAGUAAUAAUAGAUUACAAUAAAGUUUUUGAAAUGCAUAAUGUGAAUGAGAAAAUGAUUUCAUAGUAAAAUAAAUCCAGCUUCCAAAUAUUUUCCACAAACUUAUUAGGAACA
Drosophila rhopaloa is the source of this 665-nucleotide messenger RNA. RefSeq names its product C-type lectin 37Db-like. Bases 124 to 555 code for a protein of 143 amino acids. Gene Ontology annotation, biological process: biological process involved in interspecies interaction between organisms. NCBI's taxonomy places the organism in Eukaryota, Metazoa, Arthropoda, Insecta, Diptera, Drosophilidae. Gene Ontology annotation, molecular function: carbohydrate binding. Gene Ontology annotation, cellular component: external side of plasma membrane. The record is from RefSeq and is a predicted model, not a curated record. The transcript has a single exon.